Molecule: messenger RNA, 1262 nt
Organism: Salarias fasciatus (jewelled blenny)
Lineage: Eukaryota; Metazoa; Chordata; Actinopteri; Blenniiformes; Blenniidae
Gene: neurod4
Product: neuronal differentiation 4
Exons: 1
Coding region: 1-1077 (358 amino acids)
Biological process (GO): axon development; positive regulation of transcription by RNA polymerase II; nervous system development
Cellular component (GO): nucleus
Molecular function (GO): E-box binding; protein dimerization activity; DNA-binding transcription factor activity, RNA polymerase II-specific
Source: RefSeq, a predicted model, not a curated record
AUGAUGACCAAGCCAUUUGCGAAGACUGGAGACAUGACCGACCUGGUGAACUCUCUGGCCUGGCUGGAGGAGGAGGACGGGAGCUCCCAGGAUGGAGACGAGAGCCCGGAGAUGAGGGGGCGACACAGCCUGGCUGCAGGAGGCCGGAGCCGCUCCUGCACAGAGCUGGGUAGCGAGGACAUGGAGGAAGAGGAGGAGGAGGAGGAGGAGGAUGAAGAGGAGGUAGGACCAAACGGAGAAAAGGCCCCUAAAAGGAGGGGCCCCAAGAAAAAGAAGAUGACCAAAGCUAGACAGGAGAGGUUUCGCGCACGGCGGAUCAAGGCCAACGCCAGAGAACGUUCCCGGAUGCACGGACUGAACGACGCCUUGGAUAAUCUGCGCAGAGUGAUGCCCUGCUACUCCAAGACACAGAAGCUUUCAAAGAUCGAGACUUUACGGCUGGCGCGCAACUACAUCUGGGCUCUGUCGGAGGUGCUGGAGAGCGGCCAGUCCCCGGAGAGCCACGGGUUCGUGGAGAUGCUGUGCAAAGGUCUUUCUCAGCCCACCAGCAACCUUGUGGCCGGCUGCCUGCAGCUGGGACCCAGUCCGGUGAUUCUUAAUAAACUGGAAGACAAGUGCGGCGGGCCGGGGGCCGGCGGCGUUGUGGCUGGCCAUCCCCUUAGCUACCCAUCCCCGGGUCUUCCCAGUCCUCCGUACGGGUCGCUGGAGGCCUCCCACCUCCUCCACAUGAAGGGAUUCAAGGGGCCUGCGUACGAUAACCCCUCCCCUAACGAGUGCAGCAGUGGCACCCCGCCGUACGACGGGCCGCUCACUCCCCCGCUGAGCAUCAGCGGAAACUUUGCCCUGAAGCAGGAACCUUCUCCCCAUGAAACAGAGAGAAACUUCACGCCCCAUCCCAGCCACCAUGCCCACUACCUCUCGUCCCACCACUACCCCACCUCCACGGCCGGCGGCCUCCCGGGGGGCCCUCAGGCCCACCCGCUCUUCCAGACUUCCCGGUACGAGCUGCCUCUAGAUGUGGCCUUUGACUCCUUCGCUCCGUCUCACCUGGUCACGUCUCACGUGAGCACCAUGUGACCGCGAGGGAGCGGCGAGCGGCUGCUGUCAAACCUCUCCUGUAUAAACUGAUGUACAAACGACGACCGUGGUUCUGCCUGUACAGAGCGAACGGUUUGCAUUUCUGUUUUCCGGUACUCUGGGAGGGCUCUGAAUGCUCAAAGAGAGAGACUCGUCACUUCAACUCAAUCUACCUGACACAAACA